GUUUGUGGAAAUACGUUUCAAAAUCCCAACGGGACUAUUUCUUCCCCAAGAUAUGACGACUUACCUCAAUCAGAGGGCGAACACUGCGAAUGGAGAAUUACAGCUACUCAUGGAGAAAGAAUUGUUUUGAAGAUUCUCAACUUGGAUAUCUUUGAAAGUGAAGACUGCGAAUCAGACUAUUUAGAAAUAAGAGACGGUUAUUGGUAUAAAUCUCCACUUCUGGGCAGAUUUUGCGGCAGAGGACAAGCUCCAGAUAAACUUAUGACGUCAGGCUAUCGUAUGCUGAUCACCUACAUGAUGUCAACCAAUCAAAAUAAACAUAAAGGUUUCACAGCACAGUUUGAAGCAAUAUGUGGUGGAGAUGUUGUAAUGGAAGAAGGAGUUCUACAAAGCCCAAAUUAUCCGGAAGAUUACAGACCGCACAAAGAAUGUGUAUGGAAAAUAAACGUACCAGAAACAUAUCAGGUGGCGCUUCACUUCCAAUCGUUUGAGAUCGAGAACCACGACAACUGCGUUUAUGACUACGUGGAGAUCAGAGAUGGACAUUACGUCACGAGCCCUCUACUAGGAAAAUUUUGUGGAUAUAAGAUUCCAGAUGAAGUCCAUUCGAGAACAAAUAAGAUGUUGGUUAAAUUUCAUUCUGAUGCGUCAGUCGAAAAAGCUGGAUUCUCUGCAACCUUCAUCAAAGAAUACGACGAGUGUUCGGGCAAGGGUCAUGGGUGUGAACACACCUGUAUCAACACCUUGGGAGGAUAUAGAUGUGAGUGCAAGAUUGGGUACGAACUCCAUUCCGACGGGAAGAAAUGUGAAGACGCCUGUGGAGGAUUUAUUGAUGCAGCGAAUGGAACCAUUACCAGCCCUUCCUUUCCUGACCUGUACCCUCAAAAUAAAAAGUGUGUAUGGGAAAUUACCGCUCGACCACAAUUCCAAAUUACCCUGAACUUCACGCACUUCGACUUGGAAGGAAAUAACCAAGACUGUGAGUACGACAGUCUAGAAAUUCACAGUAAAAUGGACGACAAUGUAGUUAGAAAACAUGGAAUAUUCUGUGGCUCCCGUUUGCCACCUAUCAUAACUUCGGAAGGAAAUAACCUUCGAAUUGAAUUCAACUCUGAUAAUUCGGUUCAGAAAAGUGGAUUUGCCGCAGUAUUUUUCACAGACAAAGACGAAUGUACCACAGAUAACGGGGGAUGUCAACACAUCUGCAAGAAUGCGAUAGGAAGUUAUAUGUGUGCUUGCCAUAAUGGCUUCAUUCUUCAUGAAAAUCGACAUGACUGUAAAGAAGGAAGCUGCACUCAUCACAUCACUUCCUCCAUUGGAGAGAUUAUCAGCCCUAACUACCCAGACUUCUACCCCAGCAGGAAAGAAUGUGCGUGGUUAUUCACCGCCACUCCGGGACACAGAAUCAAAUUGAUCAAGCAGUUGGAGUUUAGUGCCAAAGUCGUGACCCCGGUGUGGGAGCAGAGAGUGGUUGAAAAAAAGACUUUUUUAGCAGAAGAGUUGAUUUAA
This is a messenger RNA of Limulus polyphemus (Atlantic horseshoe crab), 1509 nucleotides long. RefSeq names its product tolloid-like protein 1. The record is from RefSeq and is a predicted model, not a curated record. The annotation marks the transcript as partial. Gene Ontology annotation, molecular function: calcium ion binding; serine-type endopeptidase activity; metalloendopeptidase activity. NCBI's taxonomy places the organism in Eukaryota, Metazoa, Arthropoda, Merostomata, Xiphosura, Limulidae. The transcript is spliced from 11 exons.